GCAGCGUCCUCAAGUAUCAGUAUUCAGUCACUGCAGCGUUGUGUUUGUACACCGUGGACUUAAGCAGCUCGUUUUCAAAGUGUAUAUACCAUAACAGCGAUGUCUCUGGAGGAAUGUCUGGGUCGCAGAUACAAGUUAGUGAAGAGUGAAAACUUCAACGAAUACAUGAAAGCAAUCGGCAUUGGCUUCUUGUCGCGGAAGAUUGGCAACAGUGUGCGUCCUGCCAUGAUCCUGAUGAGGGCUGGAAACAAGUACACGAUGAUAUCGGCGACUGGAAUCUUCACGACGUCCAACUCGUUCCGGCUGGGUGAAGAGAAGUGGGUGAAGACCGAGGACGGCCGGCGAGUCAUCCGUACCUGUACGCUGGAGGGCAACACUCUUACCUGGGUGGAGAGGGGGCACAAACUCGUCACCUACGUGUUCGAGUUCACUACAGAAGAGCUCAAGAUGACGAUUAUGGUGGACAACGUUGUUUGCACGAGGAUAUUUGAAGCGAUACGAGGCAUGGAAGUGGGAGCCUACGGUGCCACGCCUCCCCACGUCCCUCAGGUCGGCAAGAAGUGAGCGGCGGCGAGGUUUCCUGGGGACUGUGCGUGCCAGAAGCCACUUGCGUCGCUCAUUACACUAACGGUCUUCGCAUUUUUGGAAAGUCUUCGCUGUCUUUCCGUCAUGAACCAAUGUUUCAUUGAAACUUUUCUCUAGUCAUAAUUUUAACUUCACUAUCUUAUGUAAUCAUAGUUUACUUGUUUUGUGU
Molecule: messenger RNA, 754 nt
Organism: Schistocerca gregaria
Lineage: Eukaryota; Metazoa; Arthropoda; Insecta; Orthoptera; Acrididae
Product: probable fatty acid-binding protein
Exons: 3
Coding region: 100-564 (154 amino acids)
Biological process (GO): fatty acid transport
Cellular component (GO): nucleus; cytosol
Molecular function (GO): fatty acid binding
Source: RefSeq, a predicted model, not a curated record